UGUCACCUGCCAUUGUUUUGAGAGCGUUGUGGAUUCCAAUAUGACCACCCACAAGACUUUUAGGAUCAAGCGCUUCCUUGCCAAGAAGCAGAAGCAGAACAGACUAAUCCCCCAAUGGAUUCGCAUGAAGACUGGUAACAAGAUUAGGUACAAUUCUAAAAGAAGACAUUGGCGAAGGACAAAACUUGGCCUGUAAACAGGUUGCCCAUUAUGUUCUUAGAAUUUUUCAUGACUUUUAAGAAUGGGUGAAAAAAGAACAUGCUGCCUUACAUCUUGAAGAUAUUUUGUACAGA
This is a messenger RNA of Erpetoichthys calabaricus (reedfish), 293 nucleotides long. RefSeq names its product 60S ribosomal protein L39-like. The coding region runs from base 41 to 196 and encodes 51 amino acids. The transcript has a single exon. Gene Ontology annotation, cellular component: cytosolic large ribosomal subunit; ribosome. The record is from RefSeq and is a predicted model, not a curated record. NCBI's taxonomy places the organism in Eukaryota, Metazoa, Chordata, Cladistia, Polypteriformes, Polypteridae. Gene Ontology annotation, biological process: translation. Gene Ontology annotation, molecular function: structural constituent of ribosome.